Aspergillus glaucus CBS 516.65 is the source of this 904-nucleotide messenger RNA. RefSeq lists its product as uncharacterized. The transcript has a single exon. Lineage: Eukaryota; Fungi; Ascomycota; Eurotiomycetes; Eurotiales; Aspergillaceae. Bases 220 to 819 code for a protein of 199 amino acids. The record is from RefSeq and is a predicted model, not a curated record.
AUUCCAGACUGAAGACAAUGUCCGAGUUCUCGGAGAUGCUCACUCGGACAUCACCGUUUACAGAGUAUGGAGAUGCUAGAUGGCCGACUACUACGGGUCGAGCGAAGGAAGGGCUUUGGAAUGGACCCAUACACUGGUCGAGACUACAGAGUAUGUCUAUCACUUUAAUUUACAAUGGCUUACUCCGUACAUACAUCCGAUCGGCCCGAGCCAUAGUCAAUGGAAAACGGCAGUAGUCUUCGGGUUCUGGAGCCACCGAUGAGUAGACACAGACACGCAUGCCCUCACAUUCGUCAUCGUAGGCUACCUAUUUUGUCGUCCCAGCAUGAUAACUUGUACAAUUAUACGAUGUUAGCGAACAGGGUAAGUACAUGUACCAGUGGUUAUAUUACCUGUCCACCUUGCAUCACAGAACCCAUAUCGGCCAACUUCUUCUGCCCCUUAUCCGUAAAGAGCAGUUUUCCAGACGACCAACCAGACAUAAAGAUGGCUAUCUCCAAGGCUCCACAAGGCAGUCGAUGCCGAACCGACAUCGGUAUAUAUGAACCCCGGAAAGGUGAAUUUGCCAUCCACAAAGCGCGGCCGAGGCAUACAUGCCCAAUAUUUCCAGUGUUACUCGUCACGACUACUAUAAUUUAUCAAAUCCUAGCCGAUGAUGUGAAAAAAACUUCCGGCGCCACUUCGGUUGCUGUAGCCGGACCGAGGUGCCAUCAGAAAAUUCAAGAAACAUCGACAAGCCGAGUUAGAAAAGACUCAGAUAUUCUUCGGCGCUUCAAGCGCCUUGCUCAGCUCAGUCGAGCCAUUUCUGUCAGUUGUUGAUGACUCGGGAAGCAGCGUAAUUGACGACCAGUUCUACCGGUUGCUUGCAAGACAGGGUCUCCCAAACCGUGUCCCACCUUUGUUC